Molecule: messenger RNA, 549 nt
Organism: Nycticebus coucang (slow loris)
Lineage: Eukaryota; Metazoa; Chordata; Mammalia; Primates; Lorisidae
Product: ferritin heavy chain-like
Exons: 1
Coding region: 1-549 (182 amino acids)
Biological process (GO): intracellular iron ion homeostasis; iron ion transport
Cellular component (GO): cytoplasm
Molecular function (GO): ferric iron binding; ferrous iron binding
Source: RefSeq, a predicted model, not a curated record
AUGGCCGUCGCGCCCUCCCAGGUGCGCCAAAACUACCACCCCAACUGCGAGGCGGCCGUCAACCGCCAGAUCAACUUGCUGCUGUACGCCUCCUACGUGUACCUCUCCAUGGCCUUCUACUUCGGCCGGGACGACGUGGCCCUGAAGCACUUCGCCCGCUACUUCCUGCGCCAGUCGCAUGACAAGAGAGAACACGUGGAGAUGCUGAUGCAGCUGCAGAACGAGCGCGGGGGCCGCGUCUGCCUUCGCGACAUCAAGAAGCCAGACUACGACGACUGGGAGAACGGCCCGCAGGCCAUGGAGUGCGCCUUCCAGAUGGAGAAGAGUGUCGGCGAGAGCUUCCUUGACCUGCACCAGCUGGCCAGCGACAAGAAUGACCAGCAGCUCUGCAGCUUCCUGGAGACCCACUUUCUGCAGGAUCGGGCGAAGACCGUGGAGGAGCUGGCUGGCUACCUCACCGACCUGCGCAAGCUGGAGGCUCUGGACUCCAAGCUGGAUGAGUACAUCUUUAACAAGCUCACCCUGCGCCGCAGCGACCAGGAAAACUGA